Eufriesea mexicana is the source of this 2094-nucleotide messenger RNA. RefSeq names its product RNA polymerase I subunit F (gene Polr1F). The transcript is spliced from 4 exons. NCBI's taxonomy places the organism in Eukaryota, Metazoa, Arthropoda, Insecta, Hymenoptera, Apidae. Gene Ontology annotation, biological process: transcription elongation by RNA polymerase I; DNA-templated transcription initiation. Bases 1 to 2094 code for a protein of 697 amino acids. The record is from RefSeq and is a predicted model, not a curated record. Gene Ontology annotation, cellular component: RNA polymerase I complex.
AUGAAAUUUAAAGCAUAUACAGGAAUUACAUGGUCUGUGUUGGAACUCACAGGCCUUGUAGAAGAUGAAGAUUCUCAUGUGUAUUUCGAGAAAUUUAAGAAACAUCUUGGUUUACAUCCUUUUCACUUAACAAAUCUAAAUGUUGCAUUAAAUGAAAUUUUAAGUUCGAAUUUGAAUUCUUAUGAUCCUGACUUAAAAGGAUUUUUAUUAGCUUAUAAGAAUCCUAAAUUAUUAACACCACUGGGUGAAAUAUUUCAUGAUACAUGUUUCAUUCAUAUUGACAUUGAAGCAGACUUUUAUGUAUUUAAACCAGAAGUUGGAUGUACAUUAAAAGGAAUAGUCAAUAAAAAGGGAUUGGGUCAUAUAGGAAUUCUUGUACAUAAAGCAUUUAAUGUAUCAAUUUCAAAACCAGACGACGAAGAAAAUUGGCCAGGUGAUGACCUUGAAAUUGGCCAGGAAGUAAGGUUUUCAAUAACACUUCUUGAUUUUACUAGUAAAUUGCCAUUUAUUCGUGGUGUUUUUAAUUCAAAUGAUUAUUUACGUGGCUGUAAGUUAGUCCAGAAAAGUAUCAACAACAAAAGAUCAUCCUCUGUGAAUAAAAUGCAGAAUGACGUUGAGAACCAAGCUAACAGAAUAUCAGAGAAAAAUGUUAAAUAUACCAAGCAGCGUAUCUUUUUUGCAACUGAUUCUGAAAAUACCACUGAUGAAGAUGUAUCACCAGUAAAAGAAGAAAUUGUUCAACAAAAAAAAUCAAAGAAGAAAUCUAAACUAAAAGAAUCAGUUGAAUACUGUGAAAAUAAGGAAAAGGACAAAAAAUAUAACAGAAAAUGUAAAGAAAUGAAUGAAUCUAGAAUUAACUUGACAAAGGUAGAAAUUGAUCAUGAUCAAUAUACGAAUAAUCUUUCUUUAAAUGGUGAAUUAGCAGUAAAUGAAGAAUUAGAAGAAUUCAAUGAUUCAAAAAGUAACAUUAAAAAGAAAUACAAAAUUAGGAAUUCUCAGAGUGAGAUUGAUGAAGAUGAUAAUAAAAAGUCUAUAACAUAUUUAUCUAACAAAAUAUUAAAUGAAUCAUCUACCAUAAAAUUUAAAAGUAACACUAGUAGAAUUAAAGUUGAACAUUAUGCAGUUAACAGUGAUGUAGAACAAAUUAUAGAUGAAAAUAUACCUGAAAGUAAACACAAAAUAAAAAAAAAUUCCAUGAAAAGACAACUUUUAGAUGAUAGUGAUAUUUCUGUAGUUGAUUUUAGUACAGAAAAAUACAUAAAGAGUUCAAAGGACCCAAGUAAAAGAAGUUCAAAGAGAAUUAAGAUGGAAGAAUUGAAUGACUCACACAUUCAUGAAGUGAAUGAUAUACAAGAGUCUCCAAAGAAACAACAUAAGAAACAUAAACAUUCUCUUAAAUUAGAGACUUCUGAAAGUGAAAUGGAUAAUAUAAAGAAGCAUUCAAAAAGAGCUAGCAUAUUAGAUUCUGAUACUGUAAUUCAAAAUAUAAAGAUCAAAAAAGAAAAGAUAACUAGUAGUUCUGAAAAUACGCAAGAUGAGGAUUGUGUAGAAACAAAGAAUUCUGGCUUAAAUACAUCUAUAUGUGAUUCUAAUUAUGAUGUAGGACACAAAAAUAACAUUACCGAAAAGAAACGAAAAAAACAUUCUAAGAGAGCUAUUAUAGAUACGAGUACAAUUAAGUUAGAACCCGAAUUUGAAGAUGUCGUAAUUAAAAUUGAACCUGGAUUUGAAAACGUUGCAGUUAAAAUUGAAAAACCUGAAAAUGAUAGUGAUAACAUAAUUCAGGAUAUUUUCUCAGAACACGACGACCAUAUCGAUAACGAUGAAGGACAUAUAAAAAGUAACGUAAAACAUUUGAAAAAGAAAAAAGUGGACAAAAAGGUAAAAAUAGCAAAUGUUAAAGUAAAGACAGAAAAAUUGUUAGGUACUGAUGUACUAGAUAUCGACAAUAGUGACGUUGAUGUUCAAAAUAUUCCAAAAAGGAAACAACAUAAAAGUUCACCACACAAACAAUUAAAUAAAUCUAGGGAAUCUGAAUCAGAUAUUGAAUUUAGAAAUGUUAAAAUUAAAACUGAGAGGUUUUCAGAUAGUUAA